Molecule: messenger RNA, 437 nt
Organism: Passer domesticus (house sparrow)
Lineage: Eukaryota; Metazoa; Chordata; Aves; Passeriformes; Passeridae
Gene: NOP10
Product: NOP10 ribonucleoprotein
Exons: 2
Coding region: 68-262 (64 amino acids)
Biological process (GO): ribosome biogenesis; positive regulation of telomerase RNA localization to Cajal body; snRNA pseudouridine synthesis
Cellular component (GO): box H/ACA snoRNP complex
Molecular function (GO): snoRNA binding; telomerase RNA binding
Source: RefSeq, a predicted model, not a curated record
CCAACCCCGUCCCGCUUCCCUUUAAUCCUGAGGCGGCUUCCGGCCGCCGUUUCCCGCCGGCGCCGCCAUGUUCCUGCAGUGCUACGAGAACGAGCGCGGGGAGCGCGUCUACACCCUGAGGAAGGUGUCCCCGGCCGGGGUCCCCACGCGCUCGGCCCAUCCCGCCCGCUUCUCCCCCGAUGAUAAAUUCUCCCGGCACCGCCUGGCCCUCAAGCGCCGCUUUGGGGUGUUGCUGACGCAGCGAGGCCGGACCCUGCUGUGAGCGACCCCAGAAAUCCCCCCGGGAUCCUCACGCCGUGAGGGACCCCGAAAACCCCCGGGGAGGACGAGGAGGAGGAGGCAUCAAAUCAGGAUGCAAAUGAACUGAAAUGGGAGGGAAGGGAUGUUUUUAAACAGGAUAAAAUUUUAAUUAUUAAACGGUUGGGCUGUCGAGAGUC